This is a messenger RNA of Kwoniella shivajii, 669 nucleotides long. RefSeq lists its product as uncharacterized. The record is from RefSeq and is a predicted model, not a curated record. The coding region runs from base 1 to 669 and encodes 222 amino acids. Lineage: Eukaryota; Fungi; Basidiomycota; Tremellomycetes; Tremellales; Cryptococcaceae. The transcript has a single exon.
AUGAACUCCUCCUCUGUGCGCCAAGCGGCGUCGCGGUCGACCCGAUCAUUAUCAUCCAAAGCUGGACCUUCCUCAUCAACUUAUCCACCUAAAAAAUCCAACGGACGUACAUUACCUUCAUCAACACUUCGAUCCUUGAUAUCGUUACAUCACUCUUCCGCAGGGUUCUUACAUGAUCCAUCUGAACUAAACGUAGGAUUCGAUAAUACAUUUCGACAUACUAAGGGAGAACCUUUCUUCAGGGGAUAUUACGAUUUCACAUCAAGUAUAACAUUUAAUCAAUCACUACAUCCUCCAGGAGGAAUGGAAAAUUUAGUUGAAAAGCCAAAAUCAUCAGAAGCUAGAGGAAUGGAUUUAAAAGGUAGAACAAUCUUACCUGCCGAAAACGUUCAAAAGACAUUCAAGAAAGUAGAAGAAUUAUGGAGUCAACGUGUCACCAAUAAUAGGAAAGACGAACAGUUUUUAUCGGAUAGGGAGUUGAGAGUACAAGAAGCUCUGUAUGGUACUUGGGAAAGAGGUGGUACAGGGAUGGAAAAAACUGAACCUUCAUUAGAAGGCGUGUUAGAAUUCGUAGAAGCAAAAGGGAAGAGCAUAAGUGAAUAUGCGAGUGAAUGGGAGAAGAGAGAUGAGUUGACAAAGAAGGAGGAUGGAACGGAGGAUGGGUUAUAG